AUGUCAACCCAGUCUGGUAUAGUUGUAUCGCAAGAGCUCCUUGAUGUAUUCAACACUGAAGAUAAUGCUUUAGUUGUUAAGAUAUCACCUGACUCAACCCAAUUGAUCCCAGAUAAAUCAUUUACGUUUGUCGAUAAUUCCCCUUCAUCAAUCAUUUCAUCAUUACAUACUUUUUUGGCAAAAGAGUUCCCACAACCGUCAUAUAUCAUAGUCCCCUAUGAUUCAACAAAAGUGUUUAUUAGCUUUAUACCAGAUUCGGCUGCAAUCAAGCAGAAAAUGUUGUAUGCAUCAACAAAGUCCACGUUAUUGGCCAGUUUAGGUUCAUAUAACUUCAAAUACAAGUUUUCAUGGACGGAGCUUGAUGAGGUUGAUUUUGGAUAUCUAGAAAAAUGUGUUAAAGAAGAGCGUUUGUCAGGACCUUUAAGUAAAGACGAGGAACUUUUACAAUCGAUGAAUCAACAACAUUCAAAUUAUGCACAGUUGGGAUUCAAGAGGGAAUUAGUAAGUAUGAACUCUUCAAGCAGUGAUAUCUUGUAUCAGUUCGAUGAGAAGUUGGAAACUGAAUUUAACAGUUUGGUUGCCAAUGCUGAUAAGUUUAGGUUGGUGAUAUUCAGCAUCGACGUGUCUCAAGAAUUGAUAAAACUAGACAAUAUAAUAGAUGAAGUCAAUGUGGAUCAACUUAUCAAGACAUUAGCUGAUAAUGUUAGUCCUGGUCCAAAAUAUAUUAUAUACAACUACCUGGUUAAUGAAUACGCAUUCAUAUACACUUGCCCCUCAAAAUCGUCAGUCAAGGAUAGGAUGAUUUACGCAGCUUCCAAAAAUAGCUUGAUAAAUCUUUUAAAGACAAAGUAUCUAAAUAAUGGCGAGGUUACAUUGAAUAAAAACUUGGAAGUCGGAGACUUGGAUGAAUUGGAUGUGAGUCAAUUACACAAGGAGGAUGGGAAUGCAUCAGAGACAAGUUCAGUAGCAACCCCUUCUUCAAGUUCGUCUACUACUUCAAAUAAUGGACUAAGAUUUAGUAAACCAAAAGGGCCUCGUCGUAGAUAA
Lodderomyces oxycetoniae is the source of this 1047-nucleotide messenger RNA. RefSeq lists its product as uncharacterized. Gene Ontology annotation, biological process: barbed-end actin filament capping; actin filament depolymerization. The transcript has a single exon. Bases 1 to 1047 code for a protein of 348 amino acids. Gene Ontology annotation, molecular function: actin monomer binding; actin filament binding. NCBI's taxonomy places the organism in Eukaryota, Fungi, Ascomycota, Pichiomycetes, Serinales, Debaryomycetaceae. The record is from RefSeq and is a predicted model, not a curated record. Gene Ontology annotation, cellular component: actin filament; cytoplasm.